This is a messenger RNA of Oreochromis niloticus (Nile tilapia), 3069 nucleotides long. RefSeq names its product ubiquitin-conjugating enzyme E2 G1. Bases 2128 to 2664 code for a protein of 178 amino acids. The record is from RefSeq and is a predicted model, not a curated record. The transcript is spliced from 6 exons. Lineage: Eukaryota; Metazoa; Chordata; Actinopteri; Cichliformes; Cichlidae.
GUCAGCUGUAAAUUCCAGGUUAAAGGAAAUGCCUUCAGAGGGAAAGAUUCAGCAAAAGGCUUUUGCACCCCUUGUUUUGCCAGUCAAAGGAGUUGGUUGGCUUCAACCACGUUUUUGUGAACGGUUGUCAUUUUCCGCCAGACGAACCAAUUUGAGAAACCUACCAGCAAAAUUAUCCUGUUUCUUACCUGGAAUUGUAUAUUUAAUUUAAUUUAUUUUGAGAAAAAAAUAAUGAUGUAAAAUAUGUCACUACUGUAAAUUAACUUCCUUUUUUUAUCUGCUGCUGAACAGUUUCUACUUUAUACCAGGUUUCUUAUGCAAUUUAGUGGUCAAGAUUGUGUAAAACAAAAUGAAAGCCUGUUGUCAUUAGGUCAUCACUUGUCCUCCCUGCUUCAUACUGAGAUAGAUUAACGGCAGCCCAACGUCAGCUCUGUCCGUAGAUGCGAUUUUUUUUGUCAUUGAAUCACCGUUGCCUUUCGUCGGCGUCACAGUUUGCCCCGUCUCGUUCAGAGGGACAGGUUGAGAACUUUUUGUGGUAUUCACAUUUUCUGAGAAAAAGCCUUCUGUUAGCAUUUUCUUCAAAUGUCAGUACAUGUAAGAGUUUCAAAACCAUGACUCUCAACCUGCAUGAUCCCCUCAAACAGCUCUGUUAUGUAUCGUUUUAAGCUAUGGAUGCAAAUGGAACAGCUUUACGCAGCACCUUGAGAGUUGUUGUUUUAUUAUUGUUAGACUCACACAAGCAUAGCUAAUGGUAACAGGAGGUUAGUGCCAACUUCUCAGGAUCAAACUUUAGUGGGAUCUCGAUUAGCAAUCAGUAAGAUAAACUUAAUGCUCACCGUCAACAAAGAAGUCUGAUAAUGAUCACUUAGUUGAAGUUAUUGAAAAUCACGGACAAGCAAAUCCAGACUGUGAAAAUAGCCUAAGCUGUGAUUAUUCUGCAUGUGGACUGAUUAACUGGCAUCUGCGCUUACCUCAAUUUAAACGGAUAGCAUAUUUGACCAGGUUUAUGGUUGAGUUCUUAAUCUGUUGGGGAAUACAGGGGAUUUUAAUGGCUCCUUAGUAGAGUUAGGCUAGUUAUUCUUAUUUUGUCGUGGCACAUUUGGCUUCCAAUUAGUGCUUCAUAUUCACUCGCGGGCUUAGACUCUUCAGGACUUUGGCUAGUUUGUGGGAUAGUGUUUUUCUGUGAACAUCUUGAGUUCUGAUCGGUACAUACUUCAUUAGAAUUUAUCACCUUCACUCGAUUACUAAAUCUGGGUUGUGAUCCUUGACAGAGACUUAACUCACCGCUUAGUAAAGCGUAAGCAAGUGGGGGCUGAACACGACCCCCCCCCCCCCCAUUUAGGCUUUAUUUUAAAAAACACUAAAAGGUUGUGUUUGGGUGGAGUCUGGAAACCAUUGGCUUUUGUUCACCUCAUUGAUGAUGUUGUUGCUGAAUAUUAAGCCAUGAUGACGUGAACUCUGUAUAACGUAUUGAUCUGUGACUGACACUGAAACAUAGCUAUAACCAUCUUUUGGCGCAUGCAAUCAGGUUUGAGGGAGUUGGGGUGAGUUUCAGUAGGAUACCAUUGGUAGUGCAUUCUGGGUGAAUGUGAUGUGUACAGUUGGUAGAUUUCUGUAGACUUGAUUAUCACAUAACUGCUGUUGACAUUACCUUUUAAAGUCAGAAUUUUCUAACCUACCAUGACCUCCUCUGACCGGUGUUCACUGUAUUUGCACAGAUUCGGUGCGUUUGAAAUGUCAUUAAGCAAUACGCUCUGAAAAUGGUGUGUCCAGGUAAUCCACCCUAACGCCAUUCUUUUCGUUUUUGUUUUAUUUUUUUUGUUUGUUUUUUGUUUUUUUUUCCAUUUUGUGUCAAUGCAAUGUAUAUUGGACAUGAUGCUCAAUAAAGUGUGUAAACAGAGUGCUUUGUAAUGUUGUGUUUUACAUUUUUGAUGAGGACACACUCAGGGUUCGAGUAUAUUAGACCUCUGCUCUGUAAUUGGAACCCAGUGGGAUACUCUCGCGUUUCAGGGCUGGUUUCGUUUCACAAUAAUAGGCUCUGCUGGCUGCAACAUGCACUGAGCAGACAAAGAUGCUAGCAACCUUUCUGAUAUAGGACAGGAAAUACUGCUGUGUGUAUAACUGAAGAUGAGGAAGCGGGUUACGUUUGCUGAGAACCUGAAAAAAGAAAACUUGUUCAGAAAUGGAAGUGGUCACAUCUUAAUGAGAUCUGCAGGCCCUAAGAGGAGAUGCACGGGUGGCUUUGAAUGUCUACCUGGUCAGCAGGUGAGAGAAAACUACAGAGGACAACACACAAACAUACCUGCAGGCAGCCAACACCUGAAAACGAUACAUCCUCCAAAAUCUAUGAUGUCUGCCCCUUUCUUACAGGAGCCAGCUUUUACUGGAGGACGCACACCCUACCUUUGCAGUAUAGCAAACAUCUACAGUACAGAGCACAUGAGACGGCAAAUGAAGCAGCACUAUCUCAAUGUCCUGCACGCAUGCAUUCAGUUAGGUCAUGAUGAGACCCGCAGGAGAUUGUAUGGAGAUCACCAUUGCAAAGAAAAGAGCAUGUUUAAAACUGAUCCAGAGAAGAACAAUGCAACUGCAAAUAAGCAGCAAAGGAGAAGCAGCGACAGAGCUUAUUCUGAUCUCACACUUCCAAAAAUAGUUAACAGAUGAUAUGUAUGUAUUUAUAAAUUGUCGUAGGAAAAGUCUUACAUUCAUACACAUGCUAAUAUCCAAAAUACAUCAAUAAAUGUAACAUAUCUGUUAUUAAGUCAGCAUGUUUAUACAGUGGCUCUAUCAGUGCUGUCAUGUAUCUGAGACUUGUAUUGUUUGCAUGUUCUCUAUGGGGACUUCAUCUUCCUCCCACAGUCCAAACAUACGUUAGGUUGGUUAAUGUUGUCUGUCUCUCUGUAUUUAUUUAUUUAAAAAGGAUUAUAGUUUCUAAUUAGUUUUUAUUUUUAUUUCAUUUGAACUUUUUUUUUGCUUUUAAUUCAAUUUUAUUGUUUCAAAUGUUUAGUUUUAGUCAAGAUUAUCUUGGUUUUAGUCCAGUUAUUAUUAGGAAAAUGUAGGAAUAUGUAA